Messenger RNA from Sorex araneus (European shrew), 3337 nucleotides. It is a transcript of the gene CD276, whose product is annotated as CD276 molecule. Lineage: Eukaryota; Metazoa; Chordata; Mammalia; Eulipotyphla; Soricidae. Bases 356 to 2230 code for a protein of 624 amino acids. The record is from RefSeq and is a predicted model, not a curated record. The transcript is spliced from 10 exons.
GACAGAGGCCUGGGAGGCUCACAGGAGGUCAGCGCGGUCCUCUUUGGGCCCGCCCCCCUGGCCAGCGGCCUGGCCUGGAGCUGGGGCAGGACUAGUGGGGUGGCCGUGGGUGGAAAGAGGAAAACCACUCGGCGAAUUGCCCUGCGGCCGGCCGGGCGCCCACGAGGCGGUAUUUAUAGAGGGCCCCGCGGCUCCCCUGCCUGGCGGUGCAGUUAACCCUGCGCAGGCCGCGGGCAGGAGCCAAGCCCGGUGGAAGGGGGGCCCUGGCGGGCCGGGGGCGGCGCUCGGCGUCCGGUCACCUGUUCCCUGCGGAAAGGCCGUCCCGGACCUCCUCGGAGCCCGGCGCGGGCGGGGGAUGGGCAGCGCGGGGCGCGCGGCGCUGGGGGCGCGGGGGCCCGAGGCGGGGCGCUCCCGGGCGGCCUUUCCGGGCCCGCGGCCUCCUCCGGGCCGCCCCGCCCCGCGGGCUCCCGGGGCCGCCCCCGGCCCGCGCCCGCGCCCCACCUCGCCGGGCGGCGCGUCCCCGCGUCCCCGCGUCCCGGAGCCGGCGCGCGCGGGUGGCCGCCCACCCCUGAGAGCUGGGCUGUCGGCGCCGGGAGGAAGGAUGCAGCGUGGCCCCCUCCAGCACGGCUGCCCGACGAGGAUGGCCCUGGCUGCAACGCUGGGGGCUCUGUGGUUCUGCCUCACAGGCGCAGUGGACGUCCAGGUCCCUGAAGAUCCCGUGGUGGCCCUCGUGGGCACCGACGCCACCCUCCACUGCUCCUUCUCCCCUGAGCCCGGCUUCAGCCUGGACCAGCUCAGCCUCAUCUGGCAGCUGACGGACACCAAGCAGCUGGUGCACAGCUUCGCCGAGGGCCGGGACCAGGGCAGCGCCUACGCCAACCGCACGGCGCUCUUCCCGGACCUGCUGGCCCAGGGCAACGCGUCCCUCAGGCUGCAGCGCGUGCGGGUGGCCGACGAGGGCAGCUUCACCUGUAUCGUGAGCGCUCAGGACGUUGGCAGUGCGGCUGUUAGCCUGCUGGUGGCAGCGCCCUACUCCAAGCCCAGCAUGAGCCUGGAGCCCAGCAAGGAGCAGCGUCCCGGGGACACGGUGACCAUCGCGUGCUCCAGCUCGCGCGGCUACCCCGAGGCCGAGGUGCUGUGGCAGGACGAGCGCGGCGCGGCGCCGAGCGGCAACGUGAGCACGUCGCAGACGGCGGACGCGCAGGGCCUGUUCGAGGUGCGCAGCGAGCUGAGUGUGGUGCUGGGCGCCAGCGGCACCUACAGCUGCCGCGUGCGCAACCCGGUGCUGCGGCGGGACGCGCUCAGCUCCAUCACCGUCACGCCCCCCAGGGGCCCCCCAGGCGCAGUGGACGUCCAGGUCCCUGAAGAUCCUGUGGUCGCCCUCGUGGGCACUGAUGCCACCCUCCGCUGCUCCUUCUCCCCUGAGCCCGGCUUCAGCCUGGACCAGCUCAGCCUCAUCUGGCAGCUGACGGACACCAAGCAGCUGGUGCACAGCUUCGCCGAGGGCCGGGACCAGGGCAGCGCCUACGCCAACCGCACGGCGCUCUUCCCGGACCUGCUGGCCCAGGGCAACGCGUCCCUCAGGCUGCAGCGCGUGCGGGUGGCCGACGAGGGCAGCUUCACCUGUUUCGUGAGCGUCCGGGACUUCGGCAGCGCGGCUGUCAGCCUGCUGGUGGCAGCGCCCUACUCCAAGCCCAGCAUGAGCCUGGAGCCCAGCAAGGAGCAGCGUCCCGGGAACAAGGAGCUGCGUCCCGGGGACACGGUGACCAUCGCGUGCUCCAGCUCGCGCGGCUACCCCGAGGCCGAGGUGCUGUGGCAGGACGAGCGCGGCGCGGCGCUGAGCGGCAACGUGAGCACGUCGCAGACGGCGGACGCGCAGGGCCUGUUCGAGGUGCGCAGCGAGCUGAGCGUGGUGCUGGGCGCCGGCGGCACCUACAGCUGCCGCGUGCGCAACCCGGUGCUGCGGCGGGACGCGCUCGGCUCCAUCACCGUCACAGGGCAGCCCAUGACAUUCCCCGCCGAGGCACUGUGGGUGACUGUGGGCCUCUCGGUCUGCCUCGUGGUGCUGCUGGUGGCCCUGGCCGUCGUGUGCUGGAGGAAGAUCAAGCAGAGCUGUGAGGAAGAGAAUGCAGGAGCCGAGGACCCAGAUGGGGAUGGAGGAUCCAAGACGGCCCUCCGGCCUCUGAAGCACAAGGAAAGCAAAGAAGAUGAAGGACAAGAGUUAGCCUGACCGGCAGGCGGGCAGCUGUGCCCCACCCGGGCCGCGCCCACCUCUCUCUGCACGGGGCCUCUGUGGAACUCUGGGCCUCGGCCUGCCCCCGUGCCCGCAGAUGGGGCCCAGGCCGGAAGGUCUGUUCACUCUCCAGAAGAUGCCGAAUGCAGACUGCCCGCAGCCUUAUUUCUCCCGAGUCAUCAUCAGCUGCCUUAGUUCUCGUGGAUCAACUCAGACCACGGAUGCCUGGUUUCUCCAGUGGACACAUUACAUGGACGUCUGGCUCCAAAGACCCCUGCAGCUACCCCUUCCUUCCCUCUGUCUCUCUGGGCCCUGGCGGGCUCAAGGUCAGGGGGAAGCGGUGACCCCUCCUGAGACACGGCUCCUGUAUGCCCCUGGGUGGCCCGUCGGGUGUAUUCGGGGCCAUGCACGGUGCUUCCGUCCGGCCCAGUCUCUCCCGGGGUGCUCUGCCCCCCGCGACUCGGCCCUCCCUAUGGGGGUGCGUGCUGGUCAUGCUGCUCCCAGGCCCCUCGCGGCCGCCUCUGCUCUUGCUGUCCACUCACGUGCAGUUCACGCGGCAGCCUGGUGGUGGCAGCAUUGGGUUAUGUGCUGAGCCCCCACUCCACCCACCAUUCCACCGGGAACCCCCCCGGGAACUGAACCUCCUGCCGUGGCCUGCUGCCCCCACCCGUGCCUCCCCCUUCUGUGCCCACAGCCCCCCGCCCAGCCCCCGGACACCUGGUUCUCCUCCAUCCCGAAAUCUUACACAGAGCCGAGGGCCUGGGGCAGAAAUACGCAGUGAGGAGGAGCCUCUCCCGGCCUUGGACGCUCUGGCCCUCCCCGAAGUUCACCAGCAGGCCUGAAGCCAGACCCUGAGAAUCCGGUCUGGAGCCUGGGGUGGGACUGAGGGUGUGCCCCACAUCCACCCCCGCCCCACUAUGGUGCUAUUCUGGGACACGACACCCCGUGCCCCCACCUCUGUAACCAUCUCACCUGGGUGUCCCCGCGCCCGGGGUCUGGAAGCUGUGGGACUGUCUAAUUUAAGUGUGGGACUCUAGGACUUUUGUUAAAGGGGGUGUGUCUGGGGGGAAAUAAAAGCCUUUGUAGAAAGCGUUUCCAAUGCCG